UGCUGAUGGUUGUCACCUUUGGUAAUGAUGGCAAAGACUGACAUCCCAUUUUAUUUAGGGCUAUGUUUCACACUAUGUGCUGACUGUCUGUACUUACAGAAGAUAUUUAAAAACAAACAGACUUUUUUUUCAAAGAUUUUGAUUCCAGUGGAAUCUGUGCUUUAGAUUUUUGUCUUGUCAAUUAACUCCUGAAGCAAUGCCUGUACAAGCUCCACAAUGGACGGAUUUUCUCUCCUGCCCGAUUUGCACACAGACUUUCGAUGAAACAAUCCGGAAGCCCAUCAGCUUGGGUUGUGGCCACACUGUCUGCAAGAUGUGCCUCAACAAGCUCCACCGUAAGGCAUGCCCUUUUGACCAGACCACUAUCAAUACAGACAUUGAACUCCUUCCUGUGAACUCAGCCUUGCUGCAACUAGUGGGUGCUCAGGUUCCUGAGCAGCAGCCAAUUACUUUAUGUAGUGGAGCUGAAGAUACCAAGCAUUAUGAGGAGGGCAAGAAAUGUGUGGAAGAAUUAGCAUUGUACCUCAAACCACUCAGCAGUGCAAGAGGUAGUGUGGGUCUUAACAGUACUACUCAGAGCGUGCUAAGUCGUCCCAUGCAAAGGAAACUUGUGACACUAGUUCAUUGCCAGCUAGUGGAGGAAGAAGGGCGGAUCAGAGCCAUGCGUGCAGCGCGGUCACUUGGUGAAAGAACAGUCACAGAGCUCAUUCUUCAACAUCAAAAUCCUCAGCAGCUCUCUUCCAAUCUUUGGGCUGCAGUGAGAGCCAGAGGGUGCCAGUUUCUUGGACCAGCAAUGCAAGAGGAGGCUUUAAAGCUGGUUCUACUGGCUCUGGAAGAUGGAUCUGCUUUGUCACGAAAGGUCUUGGUUCUCUUUGUGGUUCAGAGGCUGGAGCCGCGAUUUCCUCAGGCUUCUAAAACUAGCAUUGGGCACGUUGUCCAGCUUCUUUACAGAGCCUCGUGUUUCAAGGUGACAAAGCGAGAUGAGGAUUCCUCCCUGAUGCAACUGAAGGAAGAAUUUCGGACUUACGAAGCUCUGAGAAGGGAACAUGAUUCACAGAUAGUUCAAAUCGCUAUGGAAGCAGGUUUACGCAUUGCACCAGAUCAGUGGUCCUCACUGUUAUACGGAGACCAGUCUCACAAAUCCCACAUGCAGUCUAUCAUUGACAAGUUGCAGACCCCAGCCUCAUUUGCACAGAGUGUUCAGGAAUUAACUAUUGCUCUUCAGAGGACUGGAGAUCCAGCUAACCUGAAUCGUCUUCGACCUCACCUAGAGCUCCUGGCAAAUAUUGAUCCCAGUCCGGAUGCUCCACCUCCAACAUGGGAACAACUGGAAAAUGGACUAGUUGCUGUGAGGACUGUGGUUCAUGGCUUAGUUGAUUAUAUCCAGAAUCACAGCAAGAAAGGAACAGAUCAGCAACAGCCUCCUCAGCACAGCAAGUACAAGACAUACAUGUGCCGAGACAUGAAACAGAGAGGAGGAUGCCCUCGAGGGGCCAGCUGCACCUUUGCACAUUCUCAGGAGGAGCUAGAAAAAUUCCGUAAAAUGAACAAGCGUCUGGUUCCCCGAAGACCCCUGAGUGCCUCCCUGGGCCAGCUAAAUGAGGUGGGCCUGCCUUCAGGAGCUAUCCUCUCAGAGGAAGGGGGAGUGGACUUGCCCAAUAGGAAAACUUCUGCUCUGCCAAAUGGAAUUGUGUCAACAGGCAGCACAGUGACGCAACUUAUUUCUCGAGGGACUGACUCCAGUUACGAAAAUGCUCUGAAGCCAGGGAAGAUGGACCAUCUGAGUAGCAGUGCCCCUGGAUCCCCUCCUGACUUGCUGGAAUCUGUCCCCAAGAGCUCUAUUCCUGCCUUACCAGUGAACCCUCAUCCUGUGCCUGCUCGGGCACCAACAGAUCUGCCUUCAGUGUCUGUCACCAAGCAGUUGCAAAUGGUACCACGAGGGUCUCAGUUGUAUAAUGCUCAGCAAGCAGAUAUGUUUUAUCCAGAUCCUAGAGGAGCUGCUCCACAAUUUGAGCCAGCACCAUACCAACAAGGAGUUUACUAUCCCACCCAGUCCAUGUCUCGCUUUGUCCGACCUCCUCCAUCAGCUCCUGAACCUGGUCCACCUUAUUUAGACCAUUACCCACCCUACCUUCAGGAUCGUGUCGUGAGCCCACAGUACACGCAGCCGCAGCAGUAUCCUCCUAUGGGACAACCCAUAUACCCACCGCACUAUGACAGCCGUCGCGUAUAUCCCCCUGUCCAGACAUAUCAGCGAGAGGAGAUUGUCCGAGGAAGCCCUGUACCUAUUGAAAUUCCCCAAACAGCUGUACCUUCCUACGUACCUGAAUCCAGAGACAGAUACCAGCAAGCAGAGGGUUAUUGCCCAGUGGCUCCACACCUCAGUCAGAUCAGACCUUCGUGCCACAGGCCGCAUCCCAGCCUGGAUGAACUUCACCGACGAAGGAAAGAGAUCAUGGCCCAGCUAGAAGAGAGGAAGGUGAUUUCUCCACCUCCUUUUGCACCAUCACCAACCUUGCCUCAUCCUUUUCAUUCAGAGGAGAACCAGAUUUUUGUGUUUGUACAGUACUUGGAUGAAGACCUGAAAGUAGCUGGGAAAUACAAAGGAAAUGACUAUAGCCAGUACUCUCCCUGGUCCUGUGACACCAUCGGCUCCUACAUUGGAACCAAAGAUGCAAAACCCAAAGAUGUUGUGGCAGCAAGGAGUGUGGAGAUGGCGAACGUAGAUAGUAAAGCCAUGCGUGACCAGCGAUUAGACAUGCAACGAAGAGCAGCAGAGACUGGUGAUGAUGACCUCAUUCCAUUUGGAGACCGACCAACUGUGUCAAGAUUUGGGGCUAUCUCUCGUACUUCCAAAGCAAUGUACCAGAAUUCUGGUCCCAUGCAGGCCAUGGCGGUUCAGGGAGCUACCACCAAAUCAAUCAUUUCAGACUACAAUCCUUAUGGAACUCACAGUGGCUGGGGAGGCUCUCCGUAUUCUCCUCAUCAAAAUAUACCUUCUCAGGGACGUUUCAGUGACAGGGAGAGACUGUCCAUGACAGAUGUGGCUGGUCAUGGGAAACAGUUGCCCUCAGCAGAGCGAGAGCAGCAGCUUCGCAUGGAGCUGCAGCAAGUAGACCAUCAGAUUAGCCAGCAGACACAAAUGCGAGGACUAGAGGCUGUUAGUAACAGGCUGCUGUUGCAGAGGGAGGCGACUACCCUGGCAGGCCAACCACAGCCCCCACCCCCACCUCCCAAGUGGCCUGGGAUGAUCUCAAGUGAACAGCUGAGCUUGGAGCUACACCAGGUGGAAAGGGAAAUUGGGAAGAGAACCCGUGAGCUGAGCAUGGAGAGCCAGUCUUCACUGGACAUAAAAACCAAACUGGGCACCGCUAAACAAACAGAAAAUGGACAAUUAGAACCACAAAGCAAGGUUCCAGCUGAGGACCUCGCACUGACAUUCAGCAGUGAUGUUCCAAAUGGAUCAGCCUUGACACAAGAGAACAUUGGCCUCCUGUCAAACAAGACAGCAUCUCUCAGCCUGUCAGAGGACCCAGAGGGAGGAGGAGACAACCAUGACUCCCAGCGAGCGGGAGUUACACCCACAUCUGCUCCAUGAAGUGAGGCCAGCAUACCCCAGAGUUUCUUUUGCUGGGGUGUUGGUAGCUUCCACCACAUUUUUUUCUAGGGGUGAUUGGAGAAACCCAGGAGCAGCAGCAGUAGCAGAGCAGCAGGUCCAGAGGCAAUGUGCACAAACACAACUACUAGAAGCAAAUCCUGCACAUAGUUCACAUUAACGCAUUUUUUAAUUAAAAAAAUGAAAAUUAGCAGUAUCUGCAAGCGAUUCAAAUUAAAUUUGUUUUUGUUCUGUGAAUGAACUUUAUUUUAAUAACUUCGGACGCCUUGGAUCCCAGGGCUUAAAAAAAAAAAGAUAUUAUAUAUAUACUCUGUUUGAUUAAUUGUAUGAUCUUAAUGAAGUAGGUUUUUUCUUUUUAUUUUGGUAUUAUUACAUACCCAGUGCAUAAUUCCUUAUCUUAAUUUCUCAACGACUAAACCAACCUGGCCGCUUUCUUGUACUGUUUAAAGUUAAACAAGGAAUGAGGGUUGGAGAGUAGCUGUGAAUUGCAGUGUCAAAAGAUGUGCAGCAAACUUCAUUAUUAAAACAACUCCUCCCCUUGUAGUUAGGAACUGAGCCCUAGCUUGUUCGAGACUGCUUGCUUAAAUUAUUUAGUUUGAAGUACAAGUGACAGAAUCUUUGCAAUGCAACAGGUGCAGUCCUUCAUGUAUGUCCCAGCACAGCAUGUGUAAUUAAAGAGGGUAAAAUAAGUGUCCAACAUGUGGUUAGCUGGGUCUCGUGAUAGAGAGGCUUAACUAACCAGUGAAGGUUGUGCAGCUGUGACCAAGGUGGAAUCUCUAGAAAUAGGAAAUAGAGUGAACAUAAGGUUAUUGCUAGAAGGAUGUUAACUGCUGAUGAGCUGGUGAACCACAUUAGUUCAUCCAGUGUUUGCAGGGUUGUGGGGUUUUUUUACCCUUCUCACUGUGCUUUUAAAACAAGCUUAACCAAAGUCCAUACAAUUAAGUUGAUACAGAGGGCUUCACUGACCUCUCUGCCUUUUAAACAAGUCUUUCAUGUAUGCUUCCUUCUCAGCAACUCUUGCCUUUUUUUCUUCAUUGCUAUUUUAUUAUUUUUACUAAAAACAUAAUUUCCUUUAUAACCUAAUUUUUUUCUUCUUUUUUUUUGUUCAGUGAUACAUCAGUUAUUAUUUAAUUGUAAUGCUGUUGCAAGGGCCUUUUACUGAAGGAGACCAACCUGGUUUUGAUUUGUGUGCAUCAAUGAUGGCAGUCUUUAAAAAAUAGAGGGGAGGUUUUAUUUCUUUUUUUUUUUUUUAAAGUUGGCAUUGUUUAAGGUCUGUGUGUAUUGGAAUUUGACACCUGAGAAUCAAUCUGCAGCUUGUCUGCCACUGCUGCAGUGAAUCCUUCCUAGAUUCCCCUUUCUUAGGCGAAAAGUUGCAUCGAAAUAACCACUCAAGGUACAGCACGGAUCCUGUAAGAAGUAGUCAGAAGUGUUGAAAAGCAAGUUUUGCUUGAUGAUAUCUAGAGUGCUAGUUCUCCAAGUAGAUGUUU
Egretta garzetta (little egret) is the source of this 5103-nucleotide messenger RNA. RefSeq names its product ring finger and CCCH-type domains 1 (gene RC3H1). Lineage: Eukaryota; Metazoa; Chordata; Aves; Pelecaniformes; Ardeidae. The record is from RefSeq and is a predicted model, not a curated record. The coding region runs from base 197 to 3598 and encodes 1133 amino acids. The transcript is spliced from 20 exons. Gene Ontology annotation, molecular function: metal ion binding.